Molecule: messenger RNA, 140 nt
Organism: Racocetra fulgida
Lineage: Eukaryota; Fungi; Glomeromycota; Glomeromycetes; Diversisporales; Gigasporaceae
Source: the annotation of a GenBank genome assembly
GUCUGUGGAUGGUGGAUUACAGGAAAUUUCUCAAAAUAUGUUGCGAGAUGUUCGGCAAAAUACUAAGAAUUCUGAAAUUACCAAGCAAUUAGACUGCAAUAAGAUUUCUAAAGAAGAAAAAACUUAUGAAAUUCUCAGCA